This is a messenger RNA of Musca domestica (house fly), 681 nucleotides long. RefSeq lists its product as uncharacterized. The transcript has 5 exons. The record is from RefSeq and is a predicted model, not a curated record. The coding region runs from base 1 to 681 and encodes 226 amino acids. Lineage: Eukaryota; Metazoa; Arthropoda; Insecta; Diptera; Muscidae.
AUGAAUGUAUUUAUGCUGCACGAUGGUAUGAUGAAGUUACAGGGUGGGUCGAAAAAUCUGAAGCCAGAGUCGAAGCUGGGUGGCAGUGAAAACAAUGAAAUUGGACAGCUCAGUUCGCUACGAUUCCGCGCAGCAACGAAUAUGAAAUUCUAUCUCCUUUGGGUGAUCGCUUUAAUAGUUUUUCACAAAGCCCAGUCCAGGAAAGUGAAAUUUACCAAACUCGAGUGUUUCGAACUCGACAAGCCCUUUGCCACAAUUAAGAAAUGCCAACUGAAGGCCCUCUCCCGUUAUAGAUCGGCGCUGUUUGUACAUGUGGCCCUGCAUCAGGUUCCGGUAAAUAAUGUUUCGGUCAAUGCGCGAUUCUUUCGCAAGGGCAGCAACGGCUAUCGCCUGUUCAUGUACAACAACACUCUGGAUUUCUGUGCCUUUCUCAAGAAUCCAAAUCGUUUUAUGUUUUGGAAAAUAGUAUUCACCAAUUUAAUUUUGCCAUUCUCCAACAUAAAUCACACCUGUCCAUUCGAUCAUGACAUCAUCUGUGAGAAUUUGAUAUUGGAUAGUGAAAUGUUCAAUCUCAUACCAUUUGCCGAUGACGAGUACAUGUUCAGCUUUAAGGUGGGCGCCUACAAUCACUACAAGGCAGAGAUCAGGGCAUAUAUUUUGGUGAAGGAGGACAAGGUUUGA